This is a messenger RNA of Drosophila novamexicana, 1653 nucleotides long. Its product is annotated as protein boule. Lineage: Eukaryota; Metazoa; Arthropoda; Insecta; Diptera; Drosophilidae. Gene Ontology annotation, molecular function: RNA binding; protein binding. The record is from RefSeq and is a predicted model, not a curated record. Bases 828 to 1538 code for a protein of 236 amino acids. The transcript is spliced from 8 exons.
UAAUUGUGAUUCGUAGGAAGUAAGAUCUCUAGUAGUAUAAAAAUAAAAAUAAAAUAGUGUAAUUUCAACUUCAAAUCGGAACGCAACAUAAGAAAACAACAGCAAACAAGAACAACACACUCGAACCACCAAUUAACAACAUUAACCGUUAACCGUCGCGCAUCCGUCAAACUUUAACCGUCUUUUACGCAUUGAGUAAUAAAAGCACAACAACAACAAAAAAAAAACAACUAAAGAAGUAACGUAACUCCGUAACGUAUCAAGAACGCGUCCCAUCUCCCGUAUUGUAUUUGUGUGUGUGCGAAUGCAACAGCAACAAGAAUCUCUCUUCAAGCAACAAGACAUAACGUAACGCUGCGUAUAACGUUUUGGACAAAGCAAACCUAGCAUUUUUUUCGUAAAAAAAAAAAACUAUAAAAGCUGAAGAACAACAACGCACACAUACAGCAUAAGGCGCUGAGAAAAGAAACUGGAAAACGCAACGAGUAGCAAAACGCGACGUGACUUGACCUGACCCGACUCGACCUGACGUGACGACGGUACGACGGUCGCCAGCCCACAAACAAAUAUUAAUGCGUGUUAGACUAGACAAGAGCAACACAGAACGAACCAACGCCGCGUAAAAGCCCCAACAGCAGCAGAAGGAGCCACAGGAUAACUCUCUACAAGAGCUAGAGAAAGAAGAGAGAGCGAGAGACGCAGUGAGCGAGAGAGAGAGUCUCUCACGCUUUUGGAAUCGAAUUUCUUGCGCGCCCACGUUUAAGAAAAACAGCCUCAAGAUUCUGCCCUUCGGUGCCAACUUUCGUCUGGAGACGACACCAGCCGAAAUGCACAAAAUAACAGCCGCACCGGCUGCGGCCACAGCGCCAACCGGUGCACUGGAGGCGCCACUGGCAGCGCCCAAAUACGGCACACUUAUCCCGAAUCGCAUCUUUGUGGGCGGCAUUAGUGGCGACACCACCGAGGCGGAUCUGACGCGUGUGUUCAGCGCCUACGGCACCGUGAAGAGUACAAAGAUAAUUGUGGAUCGUGCCGGUGUUAGCAAGGGCUACGGAUUUGUUACCUUUGAGACAGAGCAGGAGGCGCAAAGACUGCAGGCGGAUGGUGAGUGCGUGGUGCUGCGUGAUCGCAAGCUGAACAUUGCGCCAGCCAUCAAGAAACAGCCCAAUCCGCUGCAGUCGAUUGUGGCCACCAAUGGAGCCGUUUAUUAUACCACCACGCCGCCGGCACCGAUUAGCAAUAUACCGAUGGAUCAGUUUGCCGCUGCCGUCUAUCCGCCAGUUACUGACUUUACAGCCGCUGGCGUGCCAGCCAUCUACCCACCUUCAGCCAUGCAAUAUCAGCCAUUCUAUCAGUACUACAGCGUGCCAAUGAAUGUACCCACCAUUUGGCCUCAGAACUAUCAAGAAACCCAGCCACCGAUGCCGCAUCAUGCGCCCCCGCAUGCCGCCUGGGAGUUUGAUGAUGGCAGCAACAAUAACAAUCGCAACAAUAGCAAAAGCAACAUCUCGGUGACCAAUUGGCGCAUGUCCAUGUAGUCUCCAUGCCUAGUCUAACACAGAAGAACUCAAGAAAACUACGGAUAGGACACGCACACAUACACACACACACACACAGUAGCAGCAGCAACUGGAAGCAAAUCGAAGAAAAAAC